Cuscuta europaea is the source of this 893-nucleotide messenger RNA. Lineage: Eukaryota; Viridiplantae; Streptophyta; Magnoliopsida; Solanales; Convolvulaceae. The record is from the annotation of a GenBank genome assembly.
UAUAUAUCGAUAGAUGAGAGCAUUAUUAUUUGUAUAAGUAUGAUUUAUGGCGCAGAUCGAACCGAAUAAAGGAGCUAGCUAGCUAGAAAACAAAGUAUAGAACGAAAGGAAAAGGCAAAGGGCGUGUUUGGGCAGCUGCUAGCUUGAAGAGAAGAAAAUUGAUUCAAAAAGCUAGCGCUAGCUGCUAGUAAAGGACGAAAAGAAUGGAAGAGCACCAGCAGCAGCAGCUGAGCUCCUUGGCAGUUACUCAUCUUCUUCAACAUACCCUCAGAAGCUUGUGCAUCCAUGAAAGCUCGCAGUGGGUAUACGCUGUUUUCUGGAGAAUUUUGCCCAGAAACUAUCCUCCUCCCAAGUGGGACACCCAAGGAAGUGCUUAUGACAGGUCAAGAGGCAAUAGAAGAAACUGGAUACUAGUCUGGGAAGAUGGGUUUUGUAACUUUGCGGCGGCGGCGGAGAUGAAUGCGGAAGAGUGUGGGGCGGGACAUGAUGGGCUUCAGCCGGAACUCUUCUUUAAGAUGUCUCACGAGAUAUACAACUACGGCGAAGGAAUGAUUGGAAAAGUUGCGGCAGAUCACAGCCAUAAAUGGAUUUAUAAAGAACCAAAUGAUCAAGAAAUCAACUUCUUGUCUGCAUGGCAUCACUCUGCUGACUCUCAUCCGAGGACUUGGGAAGCUCAGUUUCGAUCUGGUAUUAAGACCAUAGCUUUGAUUGCUGUUAGAGAAGGUGUUAUCCAACUGGGAGCCGUUCAUAAGGUUAUUGAAGACUUGAGUUACGUGGUGCUACUGAGAAAGAAGCUGAGCUACAUAGAGAGCAUCCCGGGAGUCCUCCUCCCACACCCAUCUUCAUCAGCCGCCUACCCCAUCAAGGUCGACGCCGCCUACGGUGUGACCCCG